Messenger RNA from Fusarium poae, 1800 nucleotides. RefSeq lists its product as uncharacterized. Gene Ontology annotation, molecular function: alpha-amylase activity. The coding region runs from base 1 to 1800 and encodes 599 amino acids. Gene Ontology annotation, biological process: oligosaccharide catabolic process. The record is from RefSeq and is a predicted model, not a curated record. The transcript is spliced from 7 exons. Lineage: Eukaryota; Fungi; Ascomycota; Sordariomycetes; Hypocreales; Nectriaceae.
AUGAGUGGAGUCCAGAUAUCCAACAAGACGAGGGAGAAGAAGUGGUGGAAGGAGGCAAUUGUGUACCAGAUUUAUCCUGCCUCCUUUCUAGACACUGACGCAGAUGGAGUCGGAAACAUUAAUGGCAUUAUUGCAAAGCUGGACUAUCUCAAAGAAUUAGGCGUGGAUAUUCUCUGGCUUUCACCAAUCUAUCAAAGCCCUCAACAGGAUAUGGGUUAUGACAUUUCAAAUUAUCGUGAUAUCCACCAUCCAUACGGUACAAUGGAUGACGUACAUCAUUUGAUCAACGAGCUCAAAGUACGCGACAUGAAGCUCGUCAUGGAUCUAGUGGUCAACCACACUUCCAAUCAGCACCCCUGGUUUAUCGACUCGGCAUCGUCAAAGAACAGUUCACAAAGAGACUGGUACAUCUGGCGAAAGCCGAAAUAUGACGCCGAAGGAAACCGCCAACCACCUAACAACUGGUGCAGUCUCUUUGAUGAGAUGGAAUCAGCCUGGACCUAUGAUCCUACCACUGAUGAGUACUAUCUUUCUCUGUUUAGUCCAUUUCAGGCCGAUCUCAAUUGGGAAACACCAUUCGUCCGAGAGGAAGUGCAUGACAUCCUUCGCUUCUGGCUCGAAAAGGGAGUUUCUGGUUUCCGGAUGGAUGUCAUAAACCUCAUCUCCAAGGAUCAGAGGUUCCCUGACGCAGAGAUCCGUCAUCCAGAGAGACGAUACCAACCAGCCGAGAAGUAUUUUGCCAAUGGGGUCCGUCUCAUGGACUACCUUCAGGAAAUGAAAGUUUCUGUCUUUAACCACUAUGACACUUUGACAGUUGGCGAAAUGCCAUUUCUAGAUGACGAACAAGAGCGCCUCGAAAUGGUCAACGCAGAAGAGGGUGUGGUCAACAUGAUCUUCACCUUUGAGAUGAUCGGUCUUGACAUUGUACCUGAAAAGGGUCGCUUCAGCAACAAGCCAUGGUGCGUGAAAGACUUGAGGGACAUCAUAGCCAAGUCUUGCAGAAUUGUGACAAAGGAUGGCUGGAACACGCUGUUCUGCGAGAAUCACGACCAGCCACGCUCCGUUACAAGGUUCUGCGACGACUCUGAUGAGCACCGCGUGACGGGCACCAAGCUGCUUUCUAUCAUGCAGACCAGUCUUCCUGGAACUCUGUAUCUGUACCAGGGCGAGGAGCUUGGUAUGCGCAACGUACCCCCAUCCUGGGGACCAGAGGAGUUCAGGGACAUUGAAUCUGUCAAAUACUGGAAAAAUGUUUGUGCACAGCACAAAGAAGGAUCUCCUGAGAUGAAGGAGGCAAAGCAUUAUCUGCGCCUCAAAGCGCGGGACAAUGCCAGGACUCCUAUGCAAUGGGACUCUACCGCCAACGGCGGCUUCUGCCCUUCGGGGGUCAAACCUUGGAUGCGCGUCAACGAUGACUACCCCAUAGUCAACGCAGAAAUGCAGACGUCUGCGGGCCGGGCCAACAAGCGGUCUAUGCUGGUAUCUCCCUACAGGUUUUGGCAGCAGGUCAUUGCGUUACGCAAGAAGCAUACCGACCUAUUUGUAUAUGGUGACUUUAUCAUCGAAGACAACACGCAGCCCAACGUCUUUGCGUUUAGAAGAGUCAGCGAGUCGUGCCAUUCUAUCACAAUCCUCAACUUCAGUAAGUAUGAGACAACCUUUACUUUUGAAGGAGAUCAGGGGGUACGGGAAUGGGCUUUGGGAAGCUAUGAUUCAUUGUCGGUCGAAAAGCCGAGAUCUGGUGUCGUAACUCUGCUUCCUUGGGAAGGUCUAAUCGGUGUGGUCGGAAAGGAUGCCUAA